Messenger RNA from Melospiza melodia melodia, 989 nucleotides. RefSeq names its product nicotinate-nucleotide pyrophosphorylase [carboxylating]-like. The record is from RefSeq and is a predicted model, not a curated record. NCBI's taxonomy places the organism in Eukaryota, Metazoa, Chordata, Aves, Passeriformes, Passerellidae. Gene Ontology annotation, molecular function: nicotinate-nucleotide diphosphorylase (carboxylating) activity. Gene Ontology annotation, biological process: NAD+ biosynthetic process; quinolinate catabolic process. Gene Ontology annotation, cellular component: cytoplasm.
AUGACCAACAUGAAAGGCAUCAAGCGGGUCUCUCCGCACCAUGUCCGGCUCUGCGCCCCCGAACCCCGCGGGACCCCCGAACCCCCCGAACCCUGCGGGGACCCCCUGGCCGCCCCCCCCUACCCGCACCGCCUGCGGGCCCUGGCGCGCUCCUGGCUGGACGAGGACGCGCCCUGGCCCGACCCCACCGUGGCGCCGCUGGGGAACGCCGAGAUCCGCGCCCACAUCCUCGUCAAAAACCCCGAAACCCCCGCAUUUAACCCCAAAACCGCCGGAUUUAACCCCGAAACCGCCCUGAUUGUGUGGGCGCGCCGGGCCGGGGGCUUCACGCGGAAAUUGGGCGUGGAGUGCGCGAGCGCCGAGCAGGCGCUGGAGGCGGCCAAGGCCGGGGCCGAUGUCGUCCUGCUCGACAACCUGAGCCCAGAGGAGCUGCACGCGGUGGCCGCGCGCGUCAAGGCCGCGCAGCCGCGGGUGCUGGUGGAGGCCAGCGGGGGCAUCGGCCUGGAGAGCCGCAGCUUCCUGGGGCCCCACGUGGACGUCGUGUCCAUGGGGUGCCUGACCCACAGCGCCCCCGCGCUCGACUUCGCCCUCAAGGUGGUGGGGAUGGGGAGUGGAAGUGAGGAAAAGUGAAAAUCCGACGUGGAAACCCCAAAAUUUCACCCAGAAACCCCAAAAUCCAGUGUAAAAUCUCAAAAAUCCAGCCUGGAAACCCCAAAAUCCAACCCGAAACCCUGGAGAUCCGUCCUGGAACCAAUAAUGUCCAACGUUGGACCUGUCAAACCUGGAACCCCAAAAUCCAACCUGGAACCCCAAAAUCCAUCCUGGAAACCUCGAAAUCGAACCCGAAACCCUGAAAUUUGGGAACCCCAAAAUGGAACCGGGGAACCCCAAAAAUCCAUCCCAGGAAUGCCCAAAUUCCAACCUGGAACCAAUAAAAUCCAACGUGAAACAUAGAGACACCUGGAACCCUGAAAUCCGUCCCAGGAACC